Molecule: messenger RNA, 1077 nt
Organism: Aptenodytes forsteri (emperor penguin)
Lineage: Eukaryota; Metazoa; Chordata; Aves; Sphenisciformes; Spheniscidae
Gene: S100A16
Product: S100 calcium binding protein A16
Exons: 3
Coding region: 137-457 (106 amino acids)
Cellular component (GO): nucleus; perinuclear region of cytoplasm
Molecular function (GO): calcium ion binding
Source: RefSeq, a predicted model, not a curated record
GGGACCAUCUUGUUGGGUCCAUCCAUAGGAAGGAGCUUCCUGGCUUGCGGCAGCCUUGGGACCGUGGAGAGAGGAGGGGGACCCUGGAUAUCAAGCAGGCAGGCAGGAUUGGACCUCGGGGUGACUGCAGGCAGCGAUGGCAGAAUGCACGGAGCUGGAAUGGGCCGUCCAGGUGCUGGUGAACAACUUUGACAAGUACUCGAGCCGCCGCUGCUGCUGCAAGAAGCCGCGGCGCAUCAGCAAGAAGGAUUUCCGCAAGAUGCUGAGCUGUGAGCUCAACCACAUGCUGACGGACACUGGGAACCGGCGAGCGGCUGACAAGCUCAUCUGUGACCUGGACGAGAACAAAGACGGCCGCAUCAGCUUCGAGGAGUACUGGACCUUGAUAGGUGGCAUCGCCAGCCCCAUCGCCCAAAUCAUCCGCCAGCAGGAGCAGAGCGUCAAGCACACCAAGUAGCCGGCUGCGUCCGGACCAUCCCCGGGCUCAGCCCCACCCCGGGCUCAGCCCCUGCUUCUCCACGGCUCCCCGCUUCUCGCCUCUCCCGCUGCUGAGCCCCACCCCAAGCCCCAGCUUGCCCCGGGGCACCCUGGUCUCCCACGGCUUUGCCGACUGAGCCAUGCCAGGGUGCAAUUGGGGCGGGAAGACCCUGUGGGUGGGAGAAGGGGGUGCGAGGCCAUCACAGCCUCAGGGGUCUUCUCCUUGCCCCACACCAUGCCAUCCCUGCCCUCAUCCUCUUCUGCAAGCCCUGUCCUUGCUGGGCUGCUGGGCAAGAAGCAAAGGGAGAGGAUUCCCCUCAUCUAGGACGUGAAUUCUGUCUGUUCUCCGACCUCUGGGACAUGGCCCUGCUGGCAGAAACCCCGUCACAACUGGGACCCCCUCUCCCCUUGGAGUUCCCCCUCAAAGUCGGGGGUCUUCUUGGAAAAAGGGUGCCUUUCCCCCUGCUCAAGCUGGUGAAGGGUCUGCCCUGCCUGUGCUGCCUGGUGCUCUGGUCCUUUGGGCUCGGGGAGCGGCGUGGUCCCGUCCGGGCAACACCACCGUGGUUAUUUAUUGCAGCAAUAAAGUUUGGAGGAGCAGUG